AUGUUUAAUUUAGAAGACUUAUUGGCAGAGGAUGAAAAUGAUAUUAAUGAUGCAUCAAAUUUAGAGAUUGAUGAUAUUCUAAAUGAAAGUGAUAAUUCCAUAAAAGAAUUGGAUAUAGAAAAAGUAUUGAAUAUUUUCAAAAUUAUAUAGGCACAUUAAAUUUUGAGUGAGAAAAAAUAGAAAUUCAAAGUGUCAAUAAAAUGUGGUUAGAAGGAAUAUGAAGAUUUAAUCAAAAAGUAUAUAGAACAUGAUUUUGAAUAAUAAACAGAAGAGUUUAAAAUUGAAAUAUCUUCAUCAAAUGAGGAGGAUAUAAAACCAGAAUCAUUGAUUGAUAAAAUUGAUAAAUAAGAAAGAAUGAUUAAAGAAACUUCAUUACAAAAUGUAGAAUUAAUUAACAAUAAUAUUGAAAUAGAAAAUAUAGAAAUACACGAUUUAUAAUAGAUUUCUAAUUAAUUGAAGAAAUUAUCUGGUCAACCAUGUUUAAUUAUUUUCUAAUAUAAUAUUCUAUCAAUAGGAACAUCAGUUGGUGAAAUUCUAGUAUAUUCAGCAGCUAAUAAUGACUUCAUCGGUAUUUAUAUAAACUAAGUGCAGUCUUGAAAUAUAAUUCUAGAGUGAGUGCAAUUGAUAAUACAUAAGUAUUUUUAGUAGCUAGUUACGAAGAUUGUGCAAUAAUCUUAUGGGAUCCCAAUACUAAGGCUUAAUUAAAACAUAUUAAACAUUAAGAACCACUAUUAUCAUUAAAAUUUUUUAAUGAAAAUUAAUUUAUUAUUUCAGACUACUUAGGUUAGACAUCCAUGUGUAAAAUAACAAAAAUGUUAUGGUCAUAUUAAAUUGAGAUUGAAAAACUAUUACCUAGGUAAACAUCUAGAAUAUUAAUUUAGAUAGAUUCAUCCAUUCUAUCAAAUUUCUAUAUUUAAAUAAGAUUAUAUUGCCUUUUCUUGUUUAGAAUAAGUAAUUGUGAUGAAGACUGAUUAAUAAUCUCAAAUUAUAAAAAGAAUAAAAAGACAAAUUGAUGGUUAUACUUAUCCAUGCACUAGUUGGGGAUAGUUUACUAACACUGAAGAGUAUACAGAAAUGAUUGAAAUUGCAUUAGCAGUAUCAUGGGGAACACAUUUAGAAAUUUAUAUUGUUGAAAAAUAACAAUUAAUUUAAAAAUAUUCUUUUAUUUUAAGUACUAUUAUCUCUUGUAAUUGGGUCUCUAGAGAUAUGCUAUUGAUUUUUACAAAGGAAUAUUAAAUUAUAACUAUGAAUGUUUAGUAUUUUAAUAAGGAUAUAAUCACUGAAGAAUCAAGAAACACUUUAAGAAAAUAAAACAAUUAUUUAUAAAAUAAAACUGACAAAGCCAUUCAAUCAAUCACUCCUUUAGGUGAUGUAAAUAAUUUUCCAUUAUAAAUAAAUAAUGGUUAAUAAAUGGUUUCAGUAUAUUUGAAUUGCAUUCAUGCUAAUGCUAGAUUCAUCUACCUUUUAAAUCUUCCAUUGAUUAAAAGAGUUAAAUUGCUCAUUUGGUCAGAUUAUUUGAAGGUAAUGAUUGAAAAAGCAGAAACUAAGAAAAAUUGGUAUGAUAUUUUAUCAUUUGGAAUUAAAUUAUAUUGGAAUUAAAUACAUUGUUUUGCUAUCCCUUAAACUAGUUAGGAUUAAAGAGUUGUAUUUUCAGAUAUUUCUAAAGAUAUAUGUAGCACAUUCAUUAAUCUUGUUGGACAAAGUAUCGAAUCAUAAAAAGUAUCAGAGCAGAUAAAAUAUGAAUAAUGGACAUAAACAAUAUAUUCAGCUAUUUAAUAUUGUAUACAUUGUAAUUAAUAGUAAUACCUCUUUACUGGAAUGAAAACUUUGUUAAUUAAAUUUCAUCGAUAUUCUUAAUUGCUAGCUUCAUUAGAACAAUUUAUUUUAAAUAAGUAAAUUAAAUAAAUUCCUAUGGAUUUACUUCUUUAAAUAUCUACACAUUACAAAGUGUUAAAUAAAUCAGAUAUUGUUGAAUAACUUAUUUUGUCACUGGAUCCUAAAUUCUUAGAUAUGACUACGAUAUUUUAAAUUUGUCAAGAAAAUGAUUUAUAUACUCCAUUAAUGGUUGUAUGUCCUCGUAUCGACCAUGAUUACAUUACACCAUUAUAAAAGAUGUACUCUAACUUUUUGAAAACCUCGGAUUAAAAUAUGCUAUUAAAAUCUUUAUGGUUUAUUAAGUUGACUUUUUAAUAGAUUAUAUUUCCAAAUGAAAGGAUUCCUCAAGAUAGAUUUUAACAUGCUUUUGGAUAAGUGAUUAUGUGGUUGUUAAUUGAAGAUAUCUUAAGGAAUUUUGGAAUUCAUUUGCCAAACGAACUUUUUGAAAUUCUAAAAAUUGCAAUGAACUAUGCUUCCUUAUUUAAUUUAGAUUAAUUAUAAAAAUAUUUCAAUUAUCAAAAACCUAUUUUGGUAGCUUUUAUACAUAAAAUUUAUAAAAGUUUAUCCUAAUCAAUAGUUACUCAUGAGAGUUUAGGUAUAGAAUUUAGUAAAUUCAUUGGUUCAAUAAAGGGUUUAGUUCUUGAUGAAGAAAUAUAUAUAAAAUCAUUAAAACAUUUAGUGUAAGAUCGAAAGAACUUCUAAUUGAUAUUAAACAUAUUAGAACAAAUAGAAUUGAAACCAAUAUUGAAAAAUGAGCUAUUUGAAUAGGCAAAUGAUAAUUAUAUUAAGUCUUUAUUUGCCCCAGAUAUUUAUAAGUAGAUUGACCUAUGUUUAUUGAAAGUAAAUAAAGGGUUUUUUUAACUUAUGAUUUAAAGACAACUUAAUUAGAGAAGAGAAUAAACCUUAAAGGUUUUAGAAUUGUAUUUUGAUACACUUUUGGAAAAUCAUCAAACAUUAUAAAUUUUAAAAUAGAUAGUACCUACUCUAACUUCUAAUGAAUAAUAUAAGUUAAUGAAGAGAGAAUAGAUAACUAAUGGAUACAUGGAAUUAUUUUAAUCGUUGGGUUCAUAGAAUAAAGAUUUAAGAGCUUUAUUAAUUAGAGCUAGUUGUAUUCAUACACCAAAUCAUGUUUUAGAUAAAAUUCAUCAUUUUGCUUUAGAUGAUUUGGAAACUAUCUUUAUAGAAACCAAACACAAAGAAGGUUUGGGAUAUAUUUAUGCAAGAGUUGGAAAAUUUGAAAUAGCUAUGUAAUUUUUUAUUUAAAACUUACUUGAAUAUUUAUAGGAAUGUUUUACUUAAUAAUAAUUUUCAAGUGAAAUUUUGAACUUAAAAUUUGAUUUAUUAUUUUAGACAUGUAAAGACAAUUUAUCUCAUAAUGAUAAGAAUUCAUUCUUAGAAUUGGGUCGUGGAUUAUUUAAUUCAGAAACACAUUCUCAGAUUUGGAUUUUAUCAGAAUAAAUAAAUAAUAAUAAUUAUUAACAUAUGAUACCAAUAUUAUAAGUAAUAAAUAGUAGAUUAUGUGAAUAUUAUAAUUAUUUGAGUAUUGAUGAAUUGAUUACUUUGAUGGAAGAAUAGAUAGAAAUAUUUAGAAUGAUAUGGAUAAAAUGGAGUUUUAAGAAUUUGAUUAAUGAUUAGAGAAUAUAGUAUAGGAUAUGGUAUAAAAGUUAUUAUAUUGAAUUACAAACAUAUCUAGAAUUAAAGUGGGGUAUAUGGCAUUAAAAUGUAUAGAAUAUUAAUUUUGUAGGGAAGUAGUCCUGAAUAUGAGAAUGAAUGUAGUAAUUGUAAUGAAAUGAUAACAACUGAUGGGAAAUAGCAUAUUUUAAUUAGAAAGUGUUCACAUUCAACUCAUCAAAGUUGUUUAUAAUAACCAUUUUGUCACAUUUGCAAUCCAAAAGUGAAAAUGCAAUUGGAAAGUGUAUUAGCUAAUAGAAAUGUUAGUGAUGGAAUUGAUAUGAAGAGAAGAUAAAUAUUAAUAAAAGAGAAUGAAUUGAUGAAGGUAGAGAUAAUAAUAUAAUAAUAAUAGAAUCAUAGAAAAUUAGAAGAACAAAUGGAAGAUUUGUAAUUAACAGCAGAGGAUAUUCGCAUUCAUGAAGAGAAUAGGAUAAUCCAUGAUUUAGAACUUUUUGAUAAAUUUUUUAAUUUAUGAGUUAGAAU
Paramecium sonneborni is the source of this 4029-nucleotide messenger RNA. Lineage: Eukaryota; Ciliophora; Oligohymenophorea; Peniculida; Parameciidae. The record is from the annotation of a GenBank genome assembly.